AUGGCUCUAGCAGGUCAGAUCGCUAUCGUGACUGGUGCUUCCCGAGGAAUCGGACGAGGUGUCGCUCUCCAGUUGGGAGAAGCGGGGGCUGUGGUGUAUGUGACUGGGAGACGUCCUACUGAGAGUGAUGCGUCGAAAGAUGUUUCUCUACCACAAUUAGAGCAAGUAGCUAAAGAUGUAACAGCUCGUGGUGGGAAAGGAAUAGUUUAUUAUUGCGAUCAUGGAAAUAUGGACGAGGUGAAAGCGCUGUUUGAUCAUGUUGAGAAAUCCCACAAUGGAAGAUUAGAUGUUCUUGUCAAUAAUGCUUAUGCGGCGGUCCAGACAAUAAGCAAGAAUAUGAACAAGAAGUUUUUCGAAUGUCCUCCAGAAAUGUGGGAUGAUGUUAACAAUGUUGGGUUGAGAAAUCAUUACUAUUGUUCUGUAUACGGAGCCCGUCUUAUGCAUAGAAACGGCUAUGGAUUGAUUGUUAACAUCAGUUCCCCUGGAGGGCUCAAAUAUUUGUUCAAUGUGCCUUAUGGAGCUGGUAAACAAGCGUUGGAUCGCUUAUCAGCGGAUAUGGCAGUAGAGCUUCAAAGAAGCAAUGUUUGUGUAGUCUCUCUUUGGCCAGGAGCUGUUCGUACAGAAUUAGUUACAAAAUAUUUUCUGAAUGGGCCACCAACUGAUGGCGGUAACUCUUCGGUUCGGGAAACAUUCUCUAAUGGCGAAACAAUAGAAUAUCCUGGAAAAGCUGUUGUAGCGCUUGCAAAAGAUCCAAGACGCAUGGAAAAAACAGGACGUACGUUGAUUACUGCAGAUAUCGGAUCUGAGUAUGGUUUUAUGGAUGUAGACGGACGUGAACCACCCAACUUAAGAAGUUUAUCAACCAUAUUAAACCAAUUGGGAUACAAGCAGACAGCAGCAUGGAUCCCAGAUUGGAUAAAAUUACCAGGAUGGGUUCUGUGGGCUCACACCAGUAGACUUUAA
This is a messenger RNA of Auanema sp. JU1783, 963 nucleotides long. NCBI's taxonomy places the organism in Eukaryota, Metazoa, Nematoda, Chromadorea, Rhabditida, Rhabditidae. The record is from the annotation of a GenBank genome assembly.